Messenger RNA from Penicillium macrosclerotiorum, 627 nucleotides. RefSeq names its product ESCRT-III subunit protein VPS20. Gene Ontology annotation, cellular component: ESCRT III complex; multivesicular body. The record is from RefSeq and is a predicted model, not a curated record. The transcript is spliced from 3 exons. Gene Ontology annotation, biological process: vesicle budding from membrane; late endosome to vacuole transport via multivesicular body sorting pathway. The coding region runs from base 1 to 627 and encodes 208 amino acids. Lineage: Eukaryota; Fungi; Ascomycota; Eurotiomycetes; Eurotiales; Aspergillaceae.
AUGGGAAACUCCGGCAGUUCACAGAAGAUUUCGGCUCAGGAUCGGGCGAUCCUUGACCUCAAGAACCAGCGUGAUAAGAUCUACCAAUACCAAAAACGUAUAACUGUCCUCACCGACCGCGAGACCGCAAUCGCGAAGGAAUGCCUGGCGCGCAAUGAUCGCCGGCGAGCUCUGCUUGCUCUCCGGCGCAAGAAAUAUCAAGAAUCGCUCUUGUCCAAGACGGACAGCCAACUGGCACAGUUGGAGCAGCUGACGGGCCAAGUGGAGUUUGCGCUUGUACAGAAGGAUGUACUAUAUGGGCUACAGCAGGGUACACAGGUGCUGCAGGCGAUUCAUAAGGAGAUGGGCGGGAUCGACGGUGUGGAGCGAAUGCUAGAAGAAAAUGAAGAAGCACGCGCCUACCAAGAGGAGGUGAGCCAGAUGCUGGAGGGUCAUCUGUCGAAUCAAGACGAGGAAGAUGUCGAGGACGAGCUGGAAGCUUUGCGGCGCGAGGUUGAAGGACCAGUCGUUCUACCGGAUAUUCCAUCGGGCCCUAUUCAGGAAACCGAGGAGGUGAUAGAAGAGGAGGAAGCCCAGGAACCAACCAAGGCCAAGGCCAAGGCUCGUACCCCCGUUUUGGCCGCAUGA